Molecule: messenger RNA, 2294 nt
Organism: Oryzias melastigma (Indian medaka)
Lineage: Eukaryota; Metazoa; Chordata; Actinopteri; Beloniformes; Adrianichthyidae
Gene: hspa8b
Product: heat shock protein family A (Hsp70) member 8b
Exons: 9
Coding region: 165-2111 (648 amino acids)
Biological process (GO): protein refolding; vesicle-mediated transport; cellular response to unfolded protein
Cellular component (GO): plasma membrane; nucleus; cytoplasm
Molecular function (GO): misfolded protein binding; ATP binding; heat shock protein binding
Source: RefSeq, a predicted model, not a curated record
GAGGGGGGCGCGGCGGUCUCAGCAGCACGCGCACACUGCUGUGUAUGUGAUUGUGUUGAUAGGAACUCGUCAUCGACACACCCGGCGCCGUCCAGGAGAAGCCAAGCUGCAAUAUCGCUUUCAACCGCUGUAAUUCAAGAGGGGGUUAAGUUUGAUGAGGAAACAUGUCUAAGGGACCGGCUGUAGGAAUUGAUUUGGGCACUACCUACUCCUGCGUAGGAGUGUUCCAGCACGGCAAAGUUGAGAUCAUUGCCAACGAUCAGGGAAACAGGACCACACCCAGUUAUGUCGCAUUUACUGAUACAGAGAGGCUGAUAGGAGAUGCAGCCAAGAAUCAAGUGGCUCUCAAUCCCAACAACACAGUAUUUGAUGCAAAGCGCCUCAUCGGACGCAGGUUUGACGACAGUGUUGUCCAGUCAGACAUGAAGCACUGGCCAUUCACCGUUGUUAAUGAUAAUACACGGCCUAAAGUAAAAGUAGAUUACAAAGGAGAAACCAAAACUUUCUACCCAGAGGAGAUCUCCUCCAUGGUUCUUCUUAAAAUGAAGGAGAUUGCAGAGGCCUAUCUUGGCAAGACUGUAACAAACGCUGUGGUGACUGUGCCUGCCUACUUUAAUGACUCCCAGCGCCAAGCUACCAAAGAUGCAGGAAUCAUUUCUGGCCUCAACGUACUUCGUAUUAUCAACGAGCCGACUGCUGCUGCCAUUGCCUAUGGCCUGGACAAGAAGGUUGGCGCAGAGAGAAAUGUUCUCAUCUUUGACCUGGGAGGUGGAACAUUCGACGUUUCCAUCUUGACCAUUGAAGACGGAAUCUUUGAGGUCAAAUCUACUGCUGGAGACACGCAUUUGGGAGGAGAAGACUUUGACAACCGCAUGGUGAACCACUUCAUCUCUGAGUUCAAGCGCAAGUACAAGAAGGACAUCAGUGACAACAAGAGGGCGGUCCGACGCCUGCGCACUGCAUGCGAAAGAGCCAAGCGCACCCUUUCCUCCAGCACUCAAGCCAGCAUCGAGAUCGACUCUCUGUAUGAAGGAAUCGACUUCUACACCUCCAUCACCAGAGCCAGGUUUGAGGAGCUCAACGCUGACCUGUUCAGAGGCACCCUGGAGCCUGUGGAAAAGGCUCUCCGGGACGCAAAGAUGGACAAGGCUCAAAUUCAUGACAUCGUGUUGGUGGGAGGUUCCACUCGCAUUCCCAAGAUCCAGAAGUUGCUUCAGGACUUCUUCAAUGGGAAGGAUCUGAAUAAGAGCAUUAACCCUGAUGAAGCAGUAGCCUACGGUGCAGCUGUGCAGGCAGCCAUCUUAAGUGGCGACAAAUCUGAAAAUGUCCAGGACCUGCUGCUGUUGGACGUCACCCCCUUGUCUCUGGGUAUUGAAACAGCUGGAGGAGUCAUGACGGUGCUCAUCAAGAGGAACACCACCAUUCCUACAAAGCAGACGCAGACUUUCACCACUUACGCAGACAACCAGCCCGGUGUUCUUAUCCAGGUGUUCGAGGGGGAAAGGGCCAUGACCAAAGACAACAACCUUCUGGGAAAAUUUGAUCUGACUGGGAUUCCUCCAGCUCCUCGAGGGGUUCCUCAGAUUGAGGUGACGUUUGACAUCGAUGCCAACGGCAUCAUGAACGUUUCUGCAGCUGACAAAAGCACCGGAAAGGAGAACAAGAUCACCAUCACCAAUGAUAAAGGACGUUUGAGCAAAGAGGACAUUGAGCGUAUGGUAAACGAGGCAGAAAAAUACAAGGCCGAAGACGAAGUGCAGAGAGAGAAAGUGUCAGCCAAGAACGGUCUGGAGUCUUAUGCGUUCAACAUGAAGUCCACCUUAGAGGAUGAGAAGCUGAAGGACAAGAUCAGUGAGGAAGACAGGAAAAAGAUCCUGACUAAGUGUGAGGAAGUCAUCAGCUGGCUGGAUGGAAAUCAGUCCGCAGAAAAAGAGGAGUUUGAGCAUCAGCAAAAGGAGCUGGAGAAGGUGUGCAACCCGAUCAUGACCAAGCUGUACCAGGGUGCAGGAGGAGCGCCAGGAGGGAUGGCAGGAGGUCCAGGUCCCGGAGCUGGUGGUGCAGCUGGAGCAGGAGGAGGUUCCUCUGGCCCUACCAUUGAAGAAGUUGACUAAAAGAGGUUAGAUGAGGAAGGGACAGGCACCAAAACGUUUCCCCUCAUGUUCAGAUUGUGAGGAACAAAGUUCAUAUGUUGUAUGGGAUACUUUUAUGGUGUCUGGUUUUGGGAGCAUUUACAGUUGACUUUCCAAAUAAGCUGUAUUUUCUUAGCAUGUGUCAUCAAGACUUUUUUUAUGUUA